UGCUCAAAAAUUUAUACGAAAUUUUCCGCCAAUAUCACCUCUCCAAACUAUCCAAAUGCAUAUCCAGAAUCAGUAAGAUGCUGUUCAAGAAUCAUCCUAAAUGACACCAAAGUAAUCUUUUUGUGGUUCAAUUCCUUUAAUAUUGAAUAUGAAAGUUCAUGUUCGUACGAUUAUAUAUUUGUUUUACCUGGAAAAGCUGCUAAUCAAGAGUGCAAUGAUGCCAUAGUUAGCGCUUCGACUCCACCGCAAUGUGGAAAAACAUUACCCAAACCAUUCUCUAUACAGAGCAAUGUCGUUUUGAUUUAUUUUCGUAGUGAUGAUGUUCGUGAUGGUAGCAACGGUUAUCAGUUAGGUUACGAAGGAGGUAGGUUCAUUCCGAAUACUUUUGUAGUUUCCAAUUUUGAUAAUCUUCUCAUAAAAUAUUAUUAA
Messenger RNA from Trichoplax adhaerens, 429 nucleotides. RefSeq lists its product as uncharacterized. The annotation marks the transcript as partial. The record is from RefSeq and is a predicted model, not a curated record. Lineage: Eukaryota; Metazoa; Placozoa; Uniplacotomia; Trichoplacea; Trichoplacidae. The transcript has a single exon.